Messenger RNA from Oppia nitens, 2458 nucleotides. Its product is annotated as zinc finger protein 704-like. Gene Ontology annotation, cellular component: nucleus. The record is from RefSeq and is a predicted model, not a curated record. The transcript has 4 exons. Gene Ontology annotation, molecular function: DNA-binding transcription factor activity; RNA polymerase II cis-regulatory region sequence-specific DNA binding. The coding region runs from base 475 to 1506 and encodes 343 amino acids. Gene Ontology annotation, biological process: regulation of transcription by RNA polymerase II. NCBI's taxonomy places the organism in Eukaryota, Metazoa, Arthropoda, Arachnida, Sarcoptiformes, Oppiidae.
UACAGUGUUUACAAGUGUUGUUGUUAUCCUAUGUUUUGGUUGACUAUAAAUAUACAGAUUUUCAAUAUAAUGUCACAUAAAUUAUAGACAAUUUAUUUGAUUAAAUCAUUUACCUAUUCAAUUGAUUUUAUAUAAAUUUAUGUCAACUACUAGUGCUUUAAGUGUCUAAUCAAAUGGUUUGACCAAUAGUACAGUCAAGUGAUUAAAACAACUGAUUAUUUUUGAAACUAAAGUGUAUUAUAUGUUAUAUAACAUCACAGCUAUAGCUGUACACAGAGUAUACAUAUAGUUGUAAACUAUAUAAAGGAUAUGACAUUUCACUGAUAAGACAGUAGUUGUGUUGUCAAUAUUGAAACAGUGGAUCAGAUAACCAAUUGAUGAGUUGAUGACUAUAAUAGUGACCAUUUGGAGAUAGUAAUAGUCUUAUGUGUUUGUGUGGGUAGUGUUGGCCAACCAAUAGCGCCGACGGUAACAAUGAUUGGGUCAACGAUAGCGUCGUCGACUCCGACGAUAUUCUGUGGUCGCAAACGAAGGCCGAGUACUUCAGAGGACGAUGUGAUGGACGACUGUAUGGCAGCGAUGGUUCUGAUGAGCCUAUCGUGUAGUCCUAAAUCACAACGACUUCCUGAAUUAAUAAUCUACAAGUGCACUUGGCCCGGGUGUCUAUACCAGAGCGAACACUGCCAACAAAUCGAAAAACAUGUCCGCACACAACAUCUCGGUCGAACUGAUCUCAAGGAUGGCGAGAGUAGUGAUCACGAAGAAGAGUUUUAUUAUACAGAGAUUGAAAUGGAUGACAAUUCAAUGCACAGUUCAUCGUCCAAUUCAUCAUUAUCUCAUUCACUGCCGCAGUCGCCCUCCGUGUCCACCGAUACGAGUGCCACAAACGGCAGUCAAAGUCCUCAACCAUCGCCACAAACGCACAUUUUCUUUGGCCAGUCGUGUUCAGCGCCCACAUUCAGUCACCUUCAGGAUCAUGAAUAUGAGAGGCGCCGACAAAACUCACACUUUGACUAUAAACUCAUUCAAUUCAAUAACGAUGUCAACGACUUGAAUGGUUUUAGCAUAAAUCUCAAGAAGAAUGGAUUCACAAAAUUAAAUAACGCUAACAAUAAUAAUAAUAAUUUGAAUAAUAACGGCAAUCACGGGACACGAAGCAAACACAAGUCAUUGCUGUCCACUCCGAUUAACAUUCCGGGUGUGUCACCGCUGUCCGCAUACCGAUCCCAUCAAUAUGCAACCAGUGCUCCGCCGGUUCCCAUUCACUCGCCGCGUGUUAAUCACAAAUACAUGCGACUACACAGCAAUAAUAAUCGUGUCUCCGGUUCGGGAACUGAUCUAACUAUUGGCACAACAAUACUCCAGUCGUCACCCAAUAAAAACUCACCGUCAAAGAGAGGCAGAGGAGAGAGCAGAAAGUGUAGGAAAGUCUACGGUAUGGACAACAGAGACUCGUGGUGUACACAAUGCAAAUGGAAAAAGGCCUGCACCCGGUUUACCGAUUAAAUAGCACCGGUAUUUUCAAUCAAUUCAAUACAAAGUACACUCACAAUAGAGCUAUAAUUUUUAUGUGUGAGUUAAUAUAGUUUUGUCAUUCAAUAUAAAAGAUACUACAAUACAAUCUGAUCCGGAUAUAAAAGAAUCGCCAAAUUGUGUCUCCUUUUAUUUUAGCAUAUAUAUAGAGUCCCACCCAUUCAAUACAAUAUACAUAAAAAUACCGGUACAUAAUUAUGGUCUAUUGCUGGACCAUUACAUCUAUAGUGAUAUUUUUAAAUUAUAUUCAUCACAUAAUGCUAUAUGUGGUCAAAGGGACAGAAAAACGUUCAAAAGCUGACAUAUUUAGCGGCAAAAUAUGUUUCACACAUUUCACCGAAUGUACAUUUCUUUCAUUAUUAUUAUAUAUUGUAUAUAUCUAUCUAUUAUAUAUCUAUUAUAUGUUGUAACUGAAAAUUGACAUAAAUUAUAAUUAAUUUAGAUUAUGAAGUACUGAAUGUUUUGUGUUGUUAUAUCAAUGUUCAGUCUUAUAUGUUGUACGAACUCAAUGAGCCAAACAUUUCUCAUAAUUUUAUAGAUUUGUUUCUCAUAACUACAGUAUCUCUUUUCUGUCUCUCCUUUCAUCUCUCUCUCUCUCUCUCUCUCUCUCUCUCUCUCUCUCUCUCUCUCUCUUUCAUUUCACUCACUAACUCAUUACUCAACAAAUACUUCCUGUGUGUCGUUACUUUUUGGUCGAUCCUAUACUUCGGGCACAAUAUUUUUGAUGACUUUCAUUAAUGAGCUUAUCUAAUACUGACAUAAAAUCUACAUUAUAAUUGUGGCUAAAAUUAGUGUAUUUGCAUUUUAAGAUAUUGUAUAAAUAAAUUAUUUUUUAAAAUUAAAAAUCAUCAUAAUUGUGAUGAAUCUUUUAUAUCCGGGUCCGACAGUAUUAUUGUUACAUAUUGUAUAAAUUAUAUAAUAUUUG